Molecule: messenger RNA, 7465 nt
Organism: Symbiodinium necroappetens
Lineage: Eukaryota; Dinophyceae; Suessiales; Symbiodiniaceae
Source: the annotation of a GenBank genome assembly
AUGGGCAGAGGAGGCCGAGCACAACAGGAAAGAGCCCAAGCAGAAUGGGCAAGAGAAUGGGCAGAUCCACAGUCGGUGCGAUACUGGCGUGGCUCCUGGGGACGCAAGGAUUCGGCCCAGGAGACAUCCUUUCCUCGAUACGACUCUACAGCGUGGCCGACGACCGAGCAGAGUACCAAAGGCAAGGGAAAGCAACAAGGCUCCUGGGACAGGGAGCCCAGUCCUGGGGGACAACUGGUACCCGAUAUGCAGGAGCUCUUGAAUCACACCAGGAGAGCGGAACAGCGAGUCCGCCAGCUAGCCAAGCAGAAGGAGGCCAAAGCGGCGCAAUGGAAGGCCUAUGUGGCGAAGAUCAAGAAGGCUUACCUCGAAGAGAGCCAACGCCACAACAAGGAUCUCCAGCGUGUGACCGACGACCUCUCCAAGGCCAUAGUAGCCCAAGACGAGGCCCGAGAGAGGAUUCGGGUGAUGGCUUACUACCUGUCCGAAGGUAUCCCUCCGCCAGUGACUGGACCUCGGGAGGACACCUCUUGGGACGAGAUGAUGGAGCAAAUGCAGAUGGAGAGAGACCAAGAUGGACCGAGAGCUGUUUUGGAAAGAGCCAUGGCUGCUGGGAGAGAACAGAAGAAAGGGCCUGUCCCAAUGCAGACAGAGCCCGAGGGUGGCAGAGCGACGCCACUACCUACCGCGGCGCCUACAAGCAUGCCGCAUUUUGGUACAGCCUGCCCUUCGACGCCUCCUCAGCGCAUGGUUGGACCGGAGGCUUCCACUCCACCGGAGGUAGACAAGCCAACCUAUACGAAGAUCCCGACCAGGACGACGAGGACCUCCGAGCCAUAUCUUGCCUCCCCUGGGAACACUGCAGCUGGUACGUGUGGGACCCAUGCCGGUGUAGGCAACUCUCCAGAUCGCAUGAGGCAUCCGGAGCAAAGACAGGCAGAUGCUCCGAUUGGCCCACCUUCAGAUGGAGGCCUUGCGGGCAAAUUGGCUGCCAAGCGAGCAGGGACAGCCUUGAAGCCAUUUGGCACCAAGGCUCCCAAGGAGGCAGGCAUAGAGACAGUGCAUCAGUCCAAGGAGACUCAUCACGUGCCGGUGCACCAUAUUCCGGACGGCGAAGAAGCAGCAGAGGGCCCAGAUUUCCUUCGCGAGCCUUCCCCAGGCGAUCCUGAGACCAGCAGCUAUCAGAUUCCCAAGGCGCCAAACAUCUGUAUCGGUGGCUCAGGGACAGAGGCUGAGUAUAGCUUGAGCAGUCAUGUCAGGUCUUCACAUUGCCUCCGCUUGGGUGUUCUUCCCAGUUGGGGCCUCUGCGAUGACCAGAGCUCCUGCACCAGGUGCCCAGGUGCAGGAGGACAGGUGGCGAUCCUUUUUGACCUCACACGGGUUGACCCAAGCUGCACCCUGAUGUGUAGCUUUCCAAUCAAGGACCUUGACGUGCAGGGCGAAUUAAGUACCUUUGUCAUUGCUGUGGCUGAAGUGCCUUCGCCAGCUACGACAGGAGUAAAACCACACUUUUUACUCCUACAUCACCCGUCAGUGCACUUACCUGCUGUCAUAGCCCUCCUCGGCCUCUCGACACCAGCUGCUAUGCGUAUUGGAGUGCAUGGAGGCGAGCGUGAGGGGGAUGACAUUCGAAUUAGGGAGAAUGCUACUUUAAGGCUUUUCGCUGAAGAACGCCUUGACCCAACGACUCCAGAGGACACUUCUGAGUCAAGUUCUUCAGGGCAGGUUGAGGCUCAUUUCUCGUCUGACAUCUCCCCUGCGUGUGGGCCAGUAUAUGGGCAGGCUCCUGAAGGCUGUCUGGAGGUCGAGUGCGAUCUUGCAGUUGGAUACGCCAACUGGGGAGAGCAGCCAGAUCUACCUCCUCUUCCUGCCUCCCUCCUUGACUCCACACUGCCUGCAGGGCACAGUUGGAACAUUGGAGCAGAGGACGGCGAGCAUCCUGCUCCAGACAACGAGAUAGAGCCUCCUGUCCCAGAAGAUCAGGACAUGGAAGCAGAGGGACCAGCAGCAGCUCCCUCUUUCCUGCUGAAUGCCUUAGUGUACAUUCCAGACUAUGUGCCUGAGGUUUUAGAAGUUCGGGUUGACUUGCCGAUAGGGAUCAGGGACUUUGUUGAUAUUGUGCAGCAACUUCGGUUUGCUGACCAGGUCGCAGGCUUCCCCCGCCUCUGUCCAGUCACACCGCAGCCUCUCCGCGAAAUGGCAGUUUUUGUCGCGGCCCCCACCUGGUUGACCGAUCUCGUGGUGGUGCUAAUGGAUUGCAGGCUUACCCAGUCUGGUUUCUUUGCUAGGACUAUUCCUAGUCGCCUGAAUCGCGAAUCCAUUCUGGUUGCUGCAGGUUUCAGACACGACGAUGCGAUCAGUGUGCACAUUGAUGGUCGCAUCCGCCCGCUUGGCAUUGACGAACGUGUUGCGUUGACCCAUGGGCACACCAUACACUUUGUGCCGAGGUACGGGGAUGUGCCCAGGUGCUUUGAGCUUGCGGAUAUGCUGCUGUCACCACAAGGAUGGGACCCCGAAGCACCCAUGCCAGGGAUUCAGUCUCAUCUCAAUAGCCACUUUCUCAUCCUGUCAGAUGCGGGUCCCUUCACCCUAGCGAUCACGCCGAGAAGUUUUGUUGACUUCAAGGGUGUUCUGGCCGAAGCUGUAGGUGUGGCGGAGCAUCGGCUCUACACUAAAGUUUCGGUGCCCCAGAUCAAGGAAUGCUUCUCGGCAUUCGGGACUGCCGCCAGCCCUGGAGGUUCCGGAGGCUUAGAUAGGGCACGGGAGGCUACUAGGCUUCUAGGCGGCCCUUGGCCAUUCCCGCCCUACCGAUGGCCCAUUCUCAUCCAAGAGGAUGAGACAGAUCCCAUGCACAUUGACACGGAUGAGAGGUUCAUGAUAGACAUCUCGGUCUAUCUUCUGACACCUGACUACAAGGCAGAGCAUCUUCCCCUAACCGUGCAGCUCCCGCAAACAGUGCAAGAGCUAGAGGAACUUGUUCAGACAUGUCGUGAGGCAGACCGUCGUGUUCUUUUUCCAACCCUUAUCGAGGUUAGCCCACAGCCUGACCCUGGGUGGGGGAUCUUCCUGGCCGUCCCUGCUUGGACCAGCCAGAGGGUUGUCAUCUGCUGCGACCUCUCCUUCUUCGACGGUCGGAUCAUCGCUGUCAGUGUUUCGCCUCUCACCGACUCUUUCAGCCUAUGUGCCAGUGUAGGACUCGCACCAAGGGCAGAAGUUGACAUUUUCCUUCCCGGAGCUGCAGCACCUCUGCCUCCAGGUGGUGAGGUUUUCUUGCAGAGUGGAACAUGCGUUGCAUUUGUGCGACCAGGAUGGCUGACCGUCUCCUCUUGGAACCCAUGGCUACCACUUGAUCCCAUCAAGCAGGAUCUUGACCAAAGUGCUCCGGUAGGCUGGCACACUGUCUUCCCGCAGCUUCCACCCCAUUGGACUUGGACAUGCUGGAGUGCAGGACAGAUUUUGGUCGUCGCCUUUGCACCUGAUGUCCCUCCACGGGGUAGGCAGCUUACAAGCGGCCCUCCCUGUGGUGACUCGUUCACAUCAGAUCCUUCUGCUGGCACUGGUCCUGAGGAUACGAAGCAGACAGCCUUUUGUCAAGAUAUCCCGGUCCCAGGUGUCACUGGAGGAGCGGUUGACCUCUGCUAUCGUGCUUUCCUUGCGUUGGCUUUCGCCACUGUUGCUUUUCCUGCAUUGCUUCAGGGCGAUAUUGGACUGAGCAUGCUUGCUUGUGGGUCCCUUCUGGUACAUCGGCACCGAUUUCCUGCCGUAUUACUCUAUGCCUUUGCUUGUAGCAUCGCCACCACAGGUGAUGCUGUCCUGGCUGUUCAGAUUGGAGCAAAGUAUGAUGCACCCACUGCGGUUAUGCAGGAGAGUGCCUGGGACGCGGAAUCGCGAGCUUUCUUUGAGGCGAAGGUGAAAGUGAAUUCCCCUCCGCAGGGUCAUCUACCUUGCUCCUAUCGGAGCACUUCCCUGGUCCUCCAUGUCAUGAUGUAUUUACUGAUGGGUCCUUUGAUGGCCUCAAAUGUUCUUGGGCCUUCUGUGUUCUUGGGUAUCAAAACGGCGCAUCUUGUCUUCUGGGAUGGGCAGCAGGCCAGGUCCCAUGAAGGCACACCCGCCAAUGAGCUCGCUGAGUACUCCCAUGGUUGUGGCUGCAAGUUGAAGCGACACUUCGACCAGAGCACUGGCCGGCACAGGUUGCAUUGCAUCACGGUCAAUGUUCAAUCACUCGCCGAGUCCCAGGAGGCCUCGUCCCCAGAAGAUCAGUCUGGCUUUACAGGGAGGGCCAGAUAUCUGAGGGAGCAACUGCAAGCGAUGGGUGUGCAUGUUGCGGCCCUACAGGAAGCGAGAUCUUCGGUCGACACAACAUACGUUUCCGACUCUCAUGUCCGAUUCUGCACCGCCAGAGACCCCAAGGGCAAUUUCGGAUGUGAACUCUGGUUUUCUAGGAAGAUACCUUUUGUGUCCACUGCAGGCACACAAGCUUUCUUUCAUCCGAAUGAUUUCCUCACAGUUGCCAGCGGGCCUCGAGAACUACUGGUUCGUUUCUCGCGUGCUGGGACUCACAUCCUCUUCGUGUGCAUCCAUGCGCCGGUUGGGGGCAGCCCAGAGCGAGAGCAAUGGUGGAAGGAGCUCCGACAUCGGAUUCGUCGCUUCAGCCGCAAUGCUUUGGUAUUUCUUGCCGGAGAUUUUAACACAGGCAAAGGCCGGGAGCCUCUGACUGUCAAGUACGACAGGGAAGCCCUACACACUGAGGCGGCCUUUCUGGGCCUUAAAUCUGGGGUUCGGCUCCGUGCUGGAAGGGUGCUAGCCGUUCUGAGAGGACUUGCUGGUUUCCGCAGCUUGCAGGGGCUUGUCCAGGAGAUGCGGGUGACGAAAGGCGCCCUACGGCAUCACAUACGGCAGGACAUCAACAACAGGGUUCGGGAGACUGCUGCGCUUGCAGCUACCUCCUCCAAGUCAGAUGUUGUUUCCAGGCUGCGCCCCCUACUUGGCCCACCCAAGCGCAAGGUCCGCCAGCGACGGGCCCUACACGGCAUCUGCCAUCCUAAUGGGGAGCCCACGCAGACCCCUGAAGAGGCAGAGGACGUUUGGAUACGGCACUUUGCCGGCAUUGAGGAUGGGGAGAAGAUUGACCCCCUGCAGCUUGUUGAGACUUGCCACCUCUUCCAGUCAGAGAAGGACCUGGAUGCCUAUGAGCUCACAACGGACAGCCUGCCCACGCGGACAGAACUUGAGCAAUCCCUCCGUAGCACACAGACCAAUCGAGCGAUUGGCCUUGACAAGGUACCAGGGGAAAUCCUGCACUUUGCAGCUGGACAGGUCUCGGUUGCCCUUUUCCAGUUAUUCCUCAAGGUGUCCAUGAGGGCAGCUGAACCCAUUCAAUUUAAAGGUGGAGCUCUCUUCGCCAUCUGGAAAGGGAAGAGCUCUGCUACACAGUGUUCUGCGCAUAGGGGUAUACUAGUUAGCUCGACGCCAGGAAAGUCCUUUCACAGAGUCGCCAGACAACGGGCGAUCCCCGCGCUGCAGAACAUCGCCUCAGACAUGCAGAUUGGAGGACUGCCGCACUUUCCUGUCACCAUGGCAUCUCAUUUCGUCCGAGCCUUUCAGGAAGGUUGUGCACAGCGCAAACAUAGCUAUGGCCUCCUCUUCCUGGAUUUACGCGAAGCGUUUUACCGCGUAGUGCGCCCCUUGCUCACGGGCACCUCCUUUUGCGAUGAGGCUGUGGCGCAGGUGGCGAGGAGUGUGAGGCUCCCGCCUGGAAUUAUGCAUGAGCUUCACAAGCACCUGCACGACUCUUCCCUGCCGGCAGCUGCCGGGGCAACCGACUGGGCUUCCGCACAGGUCUGUGAAGCCAUGCAGAGCACGUGGUUUAGGUUCCAGGGCAGUGACACAGUUGUAAAAACAGGCACAGGUUCCAGGCCGGGUGAUAACCUGGCAGACGUCUGUUUUUCGUUCAUUUUCGCAAGAGUCUUGAACGAUAUUCGCUGUGAGGUCAAACAGGCAGGGCACCUGCCCACAGUGCCGUGGUCGGAGGAGAUGUUGUGCAGUCUUCAGACAGUUGAUCCUGGCCUUCGCACCAAGGAGGCCCUUGACGCGACUUGGAUGGAUGAUGCCACUUUUCUGGUCGUGGCAGAUACCGCUGCCGAUCUGCCCGGGGCUAUGGCCAUCACAAGCAAGGCCGUUUUGGAUGCCUGUGUCUCACGGGCGCUCCUUCCUAACUUAGACAAGGGUAAGACUGAACUCAUUGCGCAUGUUGUUGGUGCAGGGUCACGAGGUGUGCGCAAAGACCUGUUUUCCCUGCCCGACGCCUCAUUGGCCAUCCCGUGCAAGCUUUGGGAGGGAGCAAGCAUCCGCCUUGUUCCCACUUAUCAACACCUUGGUGGUUUUAUCCACCACGAUGCCUCGUUAGUACGGGAACUAAGGCAUCGUGUCGGGGCCGCUUGGAAGGCUUUCAACGCACGGAAAAAGAGGGUUUUCAGUUCGCCCACAGUUUCAUUGCAGGACAAAGCCAUUUUAUAUGAGUCUUUGAUCCUCUCCAUUCUCCUUCAUGGGGCCGGAUCAUGGAGAGCUCUCAGCUCUGCUGAGCUCUCCAUCUUGGAACAGGCCCAUUUUGGGAUGGCUUUCUUUAUGGUGCGACCUCUGCACACACAUGAGGAGGCCCUUCACUUGGGUGGCCGACAGGUGCUUGCCAUCCUACGUCUUCCCACUGUUGAGACGUUGUUGCAUGUAGUUGGCUGCACGCGUGCCGACGGCAUCCUGGCAAACGUGGCAAGAGCUCUGCCUCCAACAGCCUCGCAGAUGGAAGCGCGACUCUACCGGGCAUCGCCUGGAGUGUUCAUGCCUUUAAGGUUCAUGGACACGCAGAACCAGGCCAAGGUAGCCGAAAGGCGCCUGAUGAGGGCAAAUUUCAGGAAGGUUCUAGCAACUGCCUCCUCUUGGAAGCAAGCUAUCUUGGAAGGGACCAUGCAGAACACAUUUGCUCCAAGUCUCCUGUGCGAAAUCGCGGAGUGGAUACAGGAGGCUGACCUGGCAGCUUGGCUUGUUCCUUCUCCCAUCUCCAAGCCACCAGCAUACACUACCUUCAGGGAUGCUUCUCUCAUCCUCGAUUUUCUGGACACGGCUUCGAUUUCCGUUCCAGUAACCUCCCCGGUUCUUGACAGCACACUUGUAUGCGUCGGCACGGGAUCCUGGACUUCCUCAUUGGGUUCCUUAGGACCUUUCCACGACACCGUCUUUCUGAUUUCGGCCCUUGGACUGCUGUCUUGGCAGGACCUCCCGACUGCUCCUGUCCGUCCCAAGGCCCUAUUUCAGAAGCUGUCAAGAGCCAUCUUGGCCUGUGACCUUUUUAGGCUGGCCCUUCGACUCUGGCUCUCCGGCAUACCGACGGCCUUUUUCUUCUCCAGUCACGAUCGCAUAGUUCCCCAACCAGUCCGCUCGCUGCAUCUCCUAGACUUUGUCCAGUUGAGAG